Eimeria tenella is the source of this 407-nucleotide messenger RNA. RefSeq lists its product as uncharacterized. The record is from RefSeq and is a predicted model, not a curated record. NCBI's taxonomy places the organism in Eukaryota, Apicomplexa, Conoidasida, Eucoccidiorida, Eimeriidae. The annotation marks the transcript as partial. The transcript has 2 exons.
CAGCAGAUGCUGCUGCUGCUGCUGCAGGCAGCAGCAGCAGCAGCAGCAGGCCUAAGCCAGCAGUGCCCAAGAGCGGCGCCGCAGCUGGCAAUUCUGAGCCUCCAAACGCCAGCAGCCUGCCCUCAGCAGCAGCAGCAGCAGCCCCAGCAGCAGCAACAGCAGCAGCACCAGCAGCAGCAGCAGCAGCAGCAGCACCGCCUGUGAUUAGGGACAUGGGGCCUCCAGCACCUUCGUUUCGCUUUUUAAAUAAUCCUGUUGGCAUUGAGCCUGCGGCGUUUAUUGAAGAGGAGGACGAAAUACUUCAGCGAGCGAUUUCGAUAUCCCUAGAGGAGUUCAUAAGGGAGCAGCAGCAGCUGCAGCAGCAGCAGCACCAGGGCACUUCCGACGGCCCAAGCCCUAAACCCUAA